Messenger RNA from Trichobilharzia regenti, 615 nucleotides. The record is from the annotation of a GenBank genome assembly. NCBI's taxonomy places the organism in Eukaryota, Metazoa, Platyhelminthes, Trematoda, Strigeidida, Schistosomatidae.
CUUCUGUUGUUACAUUUGGUGUCGCUGCCUACCGACAAAUGGAAAGCCUAUGCCCUGCUGUUUUUGAUGGAGACAUAUGGAUCUUCGGGCAGGACUUCAAGGCUUCUGCGCAGUUCACUGGCGUUCAAGAUCUGUCAGCGAUGGAGCUGCUACUUGGGACGCGGCUGGGAGGUCGGGUGAAAGCAGCAUAUGAAAGUGUGAGCCGAAGUAUGGACGAAUGUUCGACAGGGUCAGGCAAACAGUUUCCAAAGUGGGAAGGACCAUAUAUGGUCACUUCGAGAUGGGGUUACGUAGACACAGUCGCAAUGGCGAACAAUAAGAGGCGCGUGAACGUCAGCGAGCUCCAGAAAUGGAUACAGCGAGACAAGCCAACGAUGACGCUUGCACCAAGUAGAUCAAGCCGACUUCAGUCGCACGUAUUUGACGGGGGGACGAGUGUGGUGAGAGCAGGCUGCUAGCCGAUUGGUUGACACUAAUCUACGUUAAGGUCUAGGUCACUAAUAUGGGCCGUGAGAAAAUAUGAACAAGGCUGAGUCAACAACCAAUCACAGCAAAGUUAACGUGGCAAAAUAUGAUUCGCAGAUAGAGAACUCUAUUUGUCAAGGAAUCCCGAAA